Messenger RNA from Perca fluviatilis (European perch), 2560 nucleotides. RefSeq names its product ATP-binding cassette sub-family B member 9-like. Bases 19 to 2385 code for a protein of 788 amino acids. The transcript is spliced from 11 exons. NCBI's taxonomy places the organism in Eukaryota, Metazoa, Chordata, Actinopteri, Perciformes, Percidae. Gene Ontology annotation, biological process: transmembrane transport. The record is from RefSeq and is a predicted model, not a curated record. Gene Ontology annotation, molecular function: ATP hydrolysis activity; ABC-type oligopeptide transporter activity; ATP binding. Gene Ontology annotation, cellular component: membrane.
ACUAUCCUGAUAAGCAGCAUGGGCAUCAGAGUAGCUGUGAGCUGCACUGUGUUGUAUACCCUACUGGAUGUGGUUGUCACCACUGUCAUAUACACAAACGGAUCACACUUGAGCAUAUUCAAAAAGGAUGCCCUGAACUUUAACAUCCUCCAGUCAGCAUUGGACCUCUGGGGGACUGUGCUGCUCAGAGCCUCCCUCCUGCUAGGUGCCUCCAUAGGGGUGUCAUGGAAUAGAAAAGACGGCCCACCGAGGGUCACAAAACUCACCACCCUCAUUGUCCUCCCCUGCCUGAUCGUCGCCACCUACGCCCUGGCCAAGAUGCUGAUGCUGAGCGAGCUGCGGCCUCUGAGCCACCAGCCCUGGAUCCUGAGCCUGAUAUGUUGGACAUGUGCCUCUUCUCUGGUUGUCCUGCUGCUCUGGAGACUGCUGGGGAAGGAGUCCAACUUGGCCAGCAGUCACUACAACAGCAGCAGCAGCAGCAGCAGUGGAGGAGAAGGGGACACUGACAAGCUGGUGGAGACAGCUGGUGAGGAGGAGCAAGAGGUGGGGUUUGAGAGGAGGAAGAAGGAAAAAGAGGAGGAGGAGGGAAGCCAGGAGAAGGAGAAGACCAGCUCUGGGGCUACACUGGGAUGUCUGCUGCUCUACUGCAGAAAGGAUGGUGGGCUGCUGUCUGUAGCCGUCCUCUUUCUCAUCAUCUCAGCUGUGUGUGAGGCCUUCAUACCGUACUACUAUGGGAAAGCAAUUGAUAGCAUUGUGGAUGACCAGAGCAUGGAGCACUUCGCUAAGCCUGUGAUCACACUGUCAGUGCUGGCCUUUGCCAGUUCCCUUGGAAUGGGAGUACAUGGAGGAGUCUUCACUCUGACGAUAGCUAAAUUAAACCUUCGGCUUAGGAACCAUCUCUUCAGAACUCUGAUGAGGCAGGAAAUUGGCUUUUUUGACGAAAACCAUACAGGUGACAUCAUUUCACGUCUGUCAGCUGACACCACCCAGAUGAGUGACCUCCUUUCCCUGAAUAUCAACAUCUUCCUACAAAGCACCAUCAAGGGCAUUGGCAUCUUCAUCUUCAUGUUUGGGAUGUCCUGGAAGCUCACACUGGUGGCCAUCGUGGGAUUUCCUUUCAUUGCCAUUGUCUCUGAACUUUAUGGCAAUUACUACAAGAAAUUGACCAAAGAGGUGCAAACAAUCCUUGCAGAUGCCAAUAAAGUUGCAGAGGAAACCAUUUCAUCCAUGAGGACAGUACGGAGCUUUGCCAACGAAUGUGGGGAGGCCGAGUCCUACUAUGGCAAGCUUUUGGUCAUGUUCCAGCUCAACAAAAAACAAGCCCUGGCCUAUGCUGGCUACAUGUGGUCCAGUAAUAUCUCAGAGCUUGCUUUAGAGGUUGUUAUCCUCUACUAUGGCGGCCACCUUGUAAUAACCGGUCAGAUGAGUAGUGGUGCCUUGAUAUCUUUUUUCAUAUACAUGCUCGAACAGGGAGAAUGUCUUCAGAAUAUUGCAUCGGUGUACACGGGCCUCAUGCAGGGAGUUGGAGCUGCUGAGAAGGUGUUUGAGUACCUGGACAGGAAACCCAAACACCCAGCUGAUGGCACAGAGGCUCCAGACACAUGCACCGGUGUGGUGGAAUUUAAAGACAUCAAGUUUGCCUAUCCAACACGCCCUGAGACUGAAAUUCUCAAGGGAGUGUCAUUCACUUUGCGGCCUGGGGAGGUGACCGCCCUCGUGGGUCCUUCAGGCAGUGGAAAGAGCUCCUGCGUGAGUCUGCUGGAAAACUUCUACCUUCCUCAGCAAGGCCAAGUGCUGCUGGAUGGAAAGCCCAUUCACACCUUCCAGCACGACUACCUCCACUCCAAGGUAGCUCUUGUUGGCCAAGAGCCUGUGCUGUUUGCCCGGACGGUCGAGGAGAACAUCACCUAUGGCCUGACUGACGUCCCAAUGGAGACUGUGGUGCAGGCUGCCAUCGAGGCGAAUGCUCACGAUUUUAUCACCUCCCUCCCUACAGGCUAUGGAACAAGUGUUGGAGAGAAAGGCACCCAGUUGUCAGGGGGGCAGAAACAAAGGGUGGCCAUUGCAAGAGCUCUCAUCCGCAACCCUCGUGUUCUUAUCCUGGACGAGGCGACCAGCGCCCUAGAUGCAGAGAGUGAACACAUUGUUCAGAAGGCUCUAAACAACAUCAUGCAGGAGCGCACGGUGUUGGUGAUCGCCCAUCGGCUCAGCACUGUGGAGAAGGCAGACAACAUCAUUGUGAUGGACAGGGGCCAUGUGGCUGAACAGGGGUCUCACAGUCAGCUGAUGGCCAGUGGGGGGCUAUACUACAAGCUGGUGCAGAGGCAGGUCCUGGGCAUUGAGACAGGGGUGGAGGUCCUCAACACAUCCGAAAAACUCAGCUAGAAGUCUGAUGGUGGAAGGCAGCGGAGAAGGCAAAGCAGCAGUGGCAGUGGCAGUGAGUCUGAACACAAUUUGCGCUACUGAGAAUGAACUGCAGGGUGUGGUAAUGGGAUUGGACUGUUGGAAGGGUUGAUUAUUUCUGGAUAUUCUGGGAUUCAAACCAUAUGUACUGUAGAAA